GAAGGACCAUAAAAAACUCCUUUUUUUAUAUAUAUAUUUAAUUUAAUGUGUGCCUCUGUUGCUUUUGCUUCUUCCUCCUUUCCCUUUUAUUCCUCACAUAUUGACUUCAUUUGCAGCAUCCAUCCCAUUCAAGAACCAAUGAGGCCCUCAUCGCAAGAAGAAAUCAGCCAAAACUCAGGCACAACAAGAACCAAAUCAUCGUCAAAUACGAAACAACAGCAAACCCAACAACAACAACCUCUGAAAUGUCCUCGAUGUGAUUCCACCAACACCAAGUUUUGCUACUACAACAACUACUGCCUCACUCAACCUCGUCACUUUUGCAAGACCUGUCGUAGAUAUUGGACCAAAGGUGGCGCCUUGAGAAAUGUCCCCAUCGGUGGCGGCUGCCGGAAAACCAAAAAGCUCAAAUCUUCUUCCUCUUCUUCUUCUUCCAAUAAUUCCAAACUCCUCCCCUCCGGCGACACCCCUGCCUUCAGAUUCUUUGCUGGAAUCUCACCCUCCAUUGAUUUCCAAUUGAAUGGUGGUCUUGGAGUUGGACUCUCAUCAUCUUCACCACAAUUAUUCCCAACAACUCCCACCACAAAUCAUCCAUACAUGGGCCUCAACUACGACACCAAUUUCCCUCUAAUUCACCACCACAAUACCAACUCAAAUUUAAACCUCCAACCUCACUAUAAUACCAACACCACCCUUGCAUCUUCAAUUCAAUCUUUGAGCUCUCUAAACCAAGACCUCCAUUCUAAAUUACAGCAACACCGGUUGGCUAUGAUAUUUGGAGACCACGAUCAUGUGCAAAACAAGGAUCAAAAUCACAAAUUGUUGCAACCCAUUUUGUUUCACAAUCUAGAGCCUCCAAAACAGGAUAGUUGUUUCAAUAUCCAUGAUCCUAGAACACAAUCUGCAGCAGCUUCAACAACCGGGGAGGAUGCCGCUACAACUGAAUGGUUCUUCGGAAAUAAUUCUUAUGAUGAUCGUCAUAAUCAUCAUCAUCAAGUGAGUGCCACAAACAGUGCUGGUGGGAAUGGGUGGAAUCAUACUAAUAAUAAUAAUGGAGUUCAAGCUUGGGAGGAUUUGCACCAUUUCACUGCCUUGCCCUGAAGCUGCUACAAAUUGAAAAAAAAAAAAAAAGGUUGGAGUCUUAUCCAAAAGAUCAUCAUAGUGAAUAAAAUUGAAUAUUAUGUUAGCUCAUAUUUUAAUUCAGUUUAGAUGUUUAUUUAGUGUUAUUGUAAGUUUGAUCAAAGAGAUGGCAUUUACUGUAAGUUAAUUUCUUAUUGGGUUUGAAUUAUUCCAUUGAAAUGCAUAACAUUUUGUUCUUUCCAAGCAAUAUAUUCA
Messenger RNA from Cucurbita moschata (crookneck pumpkin), 1335 nucleotides. Its product is annotated as dof zinc finger protein DOF5.7. The transcript has a single exon. Gene Ontology annotation, biological process: regulation of DNA-templated transcription. The record is from RefSeq and is a predicted model, not a curated record. Gene Ontology annotation, molecular function: DNA-binding transcription factor activity; DNA binding. Lineage: Eukaryota; Viridiplantae; Streptophyta; Magnoliopsida; Cucurbitales; Cucurbitaceae. The coding region runs from base 46 to 1101 and encodes 351 amino acids.